Pteropus alecto (black flying fox) is the source of this 999-nucleotide messenger RNA. RefSeq names its product potassium two pore domain channel subfamily K member 17 (gene KCNK17). The transcript has 5 exons. Gene Ontology annotation, molecular function: potassium ion leak channel activity. The coding region runs from base 1 to 999 and encodes 332 amino acids. Gene Ontology annotation, biological process: stabilization of membrane potential; potassium ion transmembrane transport. Gene Ontology annotation, cellular component: membrane. The record is from RefSeq and is a predicted model, not a curated record. NCBI's taxonomy places the organism in Eukaryota, Metazoa, Chordata, Mammalia, Chiroptera, Pteropodidae.
AUGUGCAGACCGCGAGCCCAGGCGGUGCCGGAGGGCAGAGCUCGGAGCUGCGCGGUGCCGGGCACCGUGCUACUGCUACUCGCCUACUUGGCUUACCUGGCUCUGGGCACCGGCGUGUUCUGCGUAUUGGAGGGCCCCGCGGCACAGGAUUCCAGCGAGAGAUUCCAGCGCGAAAAGUGGGCGCUGCUGAGAAACUUCACGUGUCUGGACGGCCCGGCGCUGGACUCGCUGAUCCGGGGCAUCAUCCAAGCAUACCAAAGUGGGACCAUCGUCCUCAACAACAUCACCAGCAUGGAGCGCUGGGAACUCAUGGGUUCCUUCUUCUUUUCUGUGUCCACCAUCACCACCAUUGGCUAUGGCAACCUGAGCCCCCGCACGAUAGCUGCCCGCCUCUUCUGCAUCUUCUUUGCUCUGGUGGGGAUCCCGCUCAACCUCUUCGUGCUCAACCACCUGGGGCACCUCAUGGAGCAGGGUGUGCACAGCUGCACCCGCAGGCUGGGGGGUGCCUGGCAGGACCCAGUCAAAGCUCGCUGGCUGGCAAGCUCCAGCGCCCUCCUCUCGGGCCUCCUGCUCUUCCUGCUGCUGCCCCCACUGCUCUUCUCCCACAUGGAGGGCUGGAACUACACGGAGGGCUUCUACUUUGCCUUCGUCACCCUCAGCACCGUAGGCUUCGGCGACUAUGUGAUUGGAAUGGAUCCCUCCCGGAGGUACCCACUGUGGUACAAGAACACAGUGUCCCUGUGGAUUCUCUUUGGGAUGGCGUGGCUGGCCUUGAUCAUCAAACUGAUCCUCUCCUUGAUGGAGACCCCAGGGAGAUCAUAUUUCUGCUACCAUCACAGCUCCAAGAGGGACCUCAAGCUUCGAAGCUGCAGGCAAGGCCGAAAUGAAGAGGCAGAGCCCCACUCCCCACAGCCAGGCUGCUGUCCGGAGGGGUGUAUGGGAAUCAUGCAGCAUCUGGUACCCGCUACUCAGGUCUCAUGCUGUGGAAAGGACAGCUAG